AACCUCGGCUGCAGCAGUAGAGUAGAGAGUGGUAGUGUUGUUCGCCGCUGUCAGUUUAUAGUCUAAAUUUGCUGGAAAAUCGUGAAAAAAUUGCAGUUUUUCGGUGCUUUUGUGUGAAACAAUUUUGAUUAUAUUCUUCGGAACAUGUUGAUGCUUAUAUGUUCUGCCUUUGCUCUGUGACACCAGGCAAACUUGUUCCAAAAUACUAAUAAUAAUGACGUGGUUGUAAACACAGACUCAUAGCCUCACUUGCCAUGGCUUAUCAAACUCUUCGUCAAGAGUACCUUCAAAUGCCCGUGGUGACACGGGCAUACACCACAGCAUGUGUCCUGACAAGUUUAGCAGUUCAAUUGGAUUUGAUAUCCCCUUUUCAACUUUAUUUCAACCCCAUCCUCAUAGUCAAACAAUUUCAGAUAUGGAGGCUAUUUACAACAUUUUUAUUUUUUGGGACCGUUGGUCUCAAUUUCUUUUUCAAUGUAAUAUUUACAUACCGUUAUUGCAGAAUGCUAGAAGAAGGAUCGUUUAGAGGUCGUACGGCAGAUUUUGUUAUGAUGUUCAUCUUCGGCGGUGUUUCCAUGAUUAUAUUUGCAUUUUUUGUAAGUUUGCUAUUCCUUGGUCAGGCGUUUACCAUCAUGUUGGUCUAUGUAUGGUCCAGGAGGAAUCCAUAUGUUAGAAUGAGUUUUUUCGGAGUUCUCAACUUCAAUGCACCCUACCUCCCGUGGGUACUUCUUGGAUUUUCAUUGCUUAUGAGCAAUGCAGUUUGGGUUGAUUUUGUAGGAAUAGCAGUUGGGCAUAUGUACUUUUUCAUUGAAGAUGUUUUCCCAAAUUUGAGUGGUGGUUUCCGACUCUUGGUGACUCCUCAAAUACUGAAACGGCUGUUUGAUCCACCACCAGAAGAGGUUCCACAACCUGCCGAUCGACCAGGUGGUUUCAAUUGGGGAGAGCCACUGGCUGGGAACCAAGAUGCUCCACAACAAGACGCACAAUGAUUUCUAUUUGUUUGCAACUGACAACAUCCGAGUCCUCUGCAUGCCACAAACCAGCUCUAAAUAUUGUACUGCUGACUGCAUGACAUUUUCAUGUAUAAUUGGUCUCUGUGUGAAACUAUUUUUACAUAUUCUGUAAAUAUUUAUUCAUGGCCUGUCACUGUAGUGUUAAAUUGGAUUGGAUGUAGUGUGGGAGGAGAUGAGUUAACUUUGAAUCUAAAGGUAUCUCUCUAGAUUUUGUGGCCCUUUAAGUCCCCCCCCCCCCAUUAAUUAUAACUUUUAAAGUAAGUAAAAUGCAUUGUGGGUGACUGCUGAGGACAUCUCAAGUCAUUCAAAUUUUAAUUUAACUUCCAAUCUCCUUCCAGAAAGUUACUUACUUUUCACCUAUCAUUCAGCUUAUGUUUUCUCGCAAUAUUGUGAUGCAUACUCAAAAUAUAUACCUUCUAGUCUGAUAAGAGA
Molecule: messenger RNA, 1445 nt
Organism: Frankliniella occidentalis (western flower thrips)
Lineage: Eukaryota; Metazoa; Arthropoda; Insecta; Thysanoptera; Thripidae
Gene: Der-2
Product: derlin-2
Exons: 6
Coding region: 255-989 (244 amino acids)
Biological process (GO): endoplasmic reticulum unfolded protein response
Cellular component (GO): endoplasmic reticulum membrane; Hrd1p ubiquitin ligase ERAD-L complex
Molecular function (GO): ubiquitin-specific protease binding; misfolded protein binding
Source: RefSeq, a predicted model, not a curated record